AUGCAAUUUCGAAUUAAUAACAGAGGACCAGAAUUAAGUGAUUAUACAGAAAUGCUUAAUGAACAUGUGUCUCAACUAAACCAAAAAACAAAAGAAAAAGGAAGAGAAAUCGAUGAACUAAAAAGACAGUUAAUAGAAAGAGAUAGAGAAUACAAAAAGGAGAUGAACCAGUUACUGGAAAAUAUUCAACAAAUCAACAUUACAGGAAGAAGAAAUAAAUUGGUAAACUUCGAUGAUGAAGAAAUAGAUAAUCGAUAUAAUAAUAAAAAUUAUAAUUAUAAUGAAGAUAGGAGCAGAAGUUAUAAUAGAGAAACAAAUUACCGAGUACGACAACGUGAAUACAGAGACCAAAGUCCAUAUCCAGGAAGAACAGAUCACGAAGGCAGGAACAAUUAUAGGGAAAAAAGUCCUUAUUCCGAUAGGUACAACAACUAUAAGCUCAGAGAAAGUAGUAGAGAUAGAUACAAUAACAAUAAAUAUAGAUAUAACAGUAGAGAAAUGAGCAAUAAUAGAGAUAGGUCUGACUCAAGAAAUAGAGAAAACUCCUACGACAGAUCCAGAGAUAAAAAUAGUUAUAACAACAGAAAUAGUGAAAAUGACACAAAUAUGAAACAGUAUAGUAGGGAAAACAGCAGAGAAAGAUAUUCAAGAUCCACGACGCCGGAAGGAGUUAAUGGAAGAGGAAAAAUAACAUGCUACAAAUGCAAUGGUAAAGGACACUAUGCUAACAAUUGCAAUUUUUCAAAAAACGAAUAG
This is a messenger RNA of Macrosiphum euphorbiae (potato aphid), 756 nucleotides long. The record is from the annotation of a GenBank genome assembly. Lineage: Eukaryota; Metazoa; Arthropoda; Insecta; Hemiptera; Aphididae.